This is a messenger RNA of Protopterus annectens (West African lungfish), 3830 nucleotides long. It is a transcript of the gene CEP128, whose product is annotated as centrosomal protein 128. Lineage: Eukaryota; Metazoa; Chordata; Ceratodontiformes; Protopteridae. The record is from RefSeq and is a predicted model, not a curated record. The transcript has 25 exons. The coding region runs from base 344 to 3610 and encodes 1088 amino acids.
UUAAGUUGCCAUAGCGGCAGGGCUUCAUGGGGGCUGGGAACAGGUGUUGUGUUGUUAGUUGGUAGUUACGAGGUUUCAUGCGUGAACUAGGAUUAGAAGGAUGCACAAGAACAGUGGGAAGGAACUGGAGAGGAUGAGGAAGGCUUUUUGACAGCCUGCGGUUAUGUCCCAUGUGGACUGGUGCUGUGCUGCUGCUGCUGAAAAGGGCAACCUCCCUGUCUUGGUAAACCCUUGGAAGACAUGUUUGCUCUAGGUCAUCAUACCAACAAAUCCCAGUUCUACUAAUGGUCCCUUCUCCAAGCAUCACUUGUGUUUGGCUACAUUUUAGGACAUCGUAUCCUCAAUGGCAGAAUCUUCCAGUGAUUCAGACACAUCUCAUCGAAACCGCAUAAGAGGACGUGGGCCUUUAAAAGCAACGCAUAUUAGACCGAGAACCAAUGGGUCAGCAGAAAUUACAAAGAAAAUUGAUACCUUGGCUCAUACUUUGCAGGAUACCAGCCAAAACCUGCGAAAUGUUGACCAGAUGUUGGGAAAGUACAGAGAGUACACAGGUGAACAGGUGGACUCUAUGGCUGCUCUAAGAGAGAACCUGGAGCAGUCAGUUGACCAGUUAAGAAGCCAGCGUCUGCGCAGAAAUUUGGGGGCCAGAAGUUCAUCUCUUUCAACUCUGCACACAAGUGACCUUGAUGGAGAAACAAGUGCUGAAACCCACCGUCACUUUCCUACCUCACCUCUCAGGGAUUAUGGGCAUUCACUUGACACCAGGCGUCGACGAUCAAGAUCUGCUACUGUUAGAUUUAUUGAUGAAUUAGAUCCACCAGACCAGUUUCAUUCCUUGCACCAAUCACUUAGAGAUCUUAGCAAUGAUCAGUUAAGACUGGGAGAAGAUCUGAACACAGAAAUAACAAGAAGAAAUAGAUCAGAAAUAGAAACUAGGACUGCAUUGAAAGAGCUGUCUAGUAGAAUGGCAGAAACACAAAGGCAAGAAACGGUUACCGACAGAGUAGAAAGACGACUGCAGGAGAUUGAAAAAGAAAUGCGGACAGAGAGACAACUUGUUGAGAGACGACAGGACUUUUCAGGCCAGAUAUCAGCACAGUUACAGGAGGCCCUGAGGAAGCGUGAUUCAGCAAGCACUGACAUGGAAGACAUCAUGAAAACUAGACUUCUAAAAGCUGAAAGUGAAAAGAAUCUGGUAGAGCAGGAGCUAGGAAGGACCCGGCGACGGCUAGAUCAGUCUGAAGGUGGACGAGAUGCUCUCCAUUAUCAGAUUGAUGAGCUACGAUCUCAGCUGCUAAAAUCUGAAAAGGAUCGCAUUCAUUUACAACAGCAGAUGUCUCAGGCCACAUUGGAACACCAAGGUCGACGUGAGGAGGGCCAAGAAGAAAGAAAAACUCGAGCAGCUUCAGAGCGGGCUGAACUUGAAAAACAAGACUUGGAGAAACAGAUCCUUGAGCUGAAGGCACAGAUGAGAUGUAGUGCUGCACUGUCUGAAGUAGAGGAGCUGAGGCGAACCAUUGAACAAAAGGAUCGUGAGAAAGCACAGCUCGCUACUCACAUAGAGGUGCUAGCAUCUGAUCUAGAGAAAAGGGAAGAUCAGCAACUGAAAAUGUUGACCAAGCUUAAAGAAAUCCAGUCUUCUUAUGAAAACUGUGAAAGUGAUCGUCAACGUGUUGAGCUUCACAUUGAGGAACUAAUGACAGAACUUAAGGAAUCUGGUAAGGAGGCCAAUAGAUACCUCACACAGAUGAAACAAGCAGAACAGGCAAAGUUGGAAUGUGAAAAAAAGAUGGAAAACUUUAAAGUUAAAGCACAAGAUUCCAUCAGACACUGGAAAAACAAGUACAGAAAGGUGGAACUUGACCUGGAAAAGCAGAAGGAGGCUACAGAUCAGCUGAUGGAAAGAAGCAAUCAGAUGGUGAAGGAAAAAGAUGAUAUGAACAAUAAACUUCUGUCUACUCUUCAUCAAAUGGAGAUCCUCCGGAAAGAACUAAGUGAUAUAAUUUCCAAGCGGGCACAGCAAGAGGAAAUUAUUCAUCAGAAGGACAUGGAACUGAAUGAAACAAAAGGUCAGCAACUUGGCCUAGAACGUGAAGUGAGAGAUGUGCGUGAAGCUGCAAAGAGACUUGAGACAGAGAUGCAGAAGGAUAAUUUGUUGCAUACACAACUACAAGAUGAGAACCAUCGUCUUGAAGAGGAAAUUUUAGUCAUCAGCCAGAGGUAUGAAAAGGCCAAGUCAGCUUUGCAUGAAAUGCAAGGGGUUAUUAAAAAUCUAAGUGCCAUUCGAGCAGAUCUCACCAAUAAGCUAGCUGAAGAAGAGCGGUCCAAAAAGGAGUUGCAAUAUAAUUUUGCUGAUCUUCUGAGCAAACAUGAAUCCACCCAGGGAGAAAUUACAUCAGUUAACAGACAAUUGAAAAUAGAAAGAGAAGCACAUCAGAGGGAAGUUGCAGAUCUCAAGUUAGAGAUUCAGAACUUGAAGACUAAACAGGAAAGAAGCAUUCAAGAGAUGCUCAGAAACUUCAAGAAAGAAAAAGAAGAGCUUGAGAACAGUAACAGGACCAUAAAGGCAGAACAAGCAGAUGAUAGAAAUUUAGUGAAGUCUCAACAUCGUCAGUUGGAAAAGAUGAAAAUAGAAUGUGACAAGCUAUCUGAGGCACUGACUCGAAGUGAAGAAGAGAAUACAAAACUGAAGAGAAAAUGCUUAUUAAUUAAACAGGAGCUUGAAGACAAGAGUGACCAGGUAAGCAGCAGUGAUGACCACAUGCGGAGAAUGGAAGAAACUGUCCUAAAGCUGAAGGACCAGGUCAGUCGGCUGGAAACAGAGCAGGACUCUAUCCUUCAUAUGAUUGGGAAGGAAGUGGAAGGAGCCUGCGAAAUCCUCUCAAGAGACAGUGCCGAGAAAUUCAAAGCAUUAUCAUUUUCAGCAGGAUUGUCACGGGAUCCUCAUCGCUGGUUAGCUGAAAUCAAGACCAAGCUGCAAUGGCUAUGUCAAGAAGUGAAGGAGAGGGAGGGGAAGGAAAGAAAACUGCGGCGUCAGCUUGUGCAGAGCAAGGAACAACUGAAAAACCUGACAUUAAAUAAAGAUUCUGAGAGUCAGCUGUUCAUUGAACAAAUUACUAAACAGGAACAACUUCUGGAGGGAAUUCACAAGGAAAAGCGAGAGUUGCUUGAGAAAGUACGCAGGCAGGAUGAAGAAAUGAGAGCUUUACAGGACCGAAUAGUGGACUUAGAAACAAGUACCAGAGUGGCCUUGGAUCACUUAGAAUCUGUUCCUGAGAAAUUGAGCCUGUUAGAAGAUUUUCGUGAUCUUGAGGAGUCACAACGUCAAAGAGGAAUGAUUGAAGAGAGGUAUGCAAAAUACAAAGAGAUCGUUGGCUCUUUGCAACAACAACUUGAAGAUUCAAAACGCAGAAUCCAGGAAUACAAAGAUGAAAAGAUGGAUGCAAGUGCUCGAAGUUUUCGAUUAGCAAACUUUUCAUCUUCCUUACGGGGCCAGAAUAGUUUCUUUUCCAGUUCUCUCCUUUCUGAUGCUGGAUAUGCUGACAGAGAAAAAAGAAUGAACUUCACACUGAAUGGAGAGGAAACAGACUCCACGAACCAGGCACUUUAAUUCAGCUUGUGCCCACUUAAGUGUCUGUGCAUUUCCAAUCAUCAUGUUUCUGUUUGUUCCACCAAUGAAAGAACUGUGAAUUGGACUCUGCUUUGGUGAUUAUAAACACCACGUUUACAUGGAUAUUUAAGCUCUAAACUCAACAAUAUUUGCUUUCCAGUUUGUGUUAAUUUAGAAAUGAUGUCGAGAGAAGACUAAAAAUGUGCACUUUUUAAAAUCA